Molecule: messenger RNA, 10694 nt
Organism: Diceros bicornis minor
Lineage: Eukaryota; Metazoa; Chordata; Mammalia; Perissodactyla; Rhinocerotidae
Gene: PTPRB
Product: protein tyrosine phosphatase receptor type B
Exons: 34
Coding region: 16-6663 (2215 amino acids)
Biological process (GO): protein dephosphorylation; angiogenesis
Molecular function (GO): protein tyrosine phosphatase activity; cadherin binding
Source: RefSeq, a predicted model, not a curated record
GUUGUUAAGUGGAAAAUGGAGGCUGAAUUUUACAUGGCGAUUCUUACCUGCUUGCUCUUCAGGAACUCAGAGGGGUUUCAGAUUGUCCACGUCCAGAAACAGCAGUGCCUUUUUGAAAAUAAGAUAGUUGCCGUGGGCUUCUGCAAUGGGACCAGCCAGAACCAGCAGUGGACAUGGACGGAGGAUGGAAAGCUCCUUAAUGUUAGAUCUGCGCUGUGCCUGGGCGUCUCCAACUCCACGAAGGGCCCUUCCCAACCGGCCAUCUUUGCCCACUGCUCCCAGGCACCCCGAUGGACCUGCUACGAGCAGGAAGGGUUCCUCCAGGUGGAAAAUGCCUCUCUGUUUCUCAAGAAAGAAGGCUUCAAGGUAGUGGUCAAGAAAGGCAGGAAAUACCUCCAUAGCUGGAUGAAAAUAGACGUCGACAAAGAGGGAAAACCAGUCAAUGAAAGCCUCUGCUUAAAAAAAGCUGGCCUGGGAGCAGAAGUUCCGUUACGGAGCACGAGAAACACGGCUCCCCUCCAGAUCCCCACUACCUUCCACGCCGUUCCAUACAGCCCGGGACACCUCGUGGGGAAUACCACCGAGGCCUUCACCAGAAGUACCACAGAAACCUAUGGCCAGAACAGCAGCCAGGGGCAGCACCCCACUCUGCAGGUGGCUGGAACUGCAGAGGCGUCCUGGGUGCCCUGGACUGCUCAGCCCUUCUCCAGCUCCACUGAAGAGACGGGAGUGGGGGAGCCACAGAGAUGUAACUUCACCCUGACGGAGUCCAGCGUCUCCAGCCAGUCGGUGUCUCUCCGGUGGAGAACUUUGGGGUCACCGUGUAACUUUAGCCUCAUCUACAGCAGUGACACAUCGAACGUCACGUUUUGCCACCCCAUGCGGAUAGACAACACCACCUAUGGAUGUAACCCCAAGGAUUUACAGGCGGGAACCGUCUAUAACUUCAGAAUUGUGUCUCUGGACGGAGAAGAGAAGACUGUGGUCUUGCAAACAGAUCCUCUACCUCCCGCCAGGUUUGAAGUCACUGAAGAGAAGACGACUUCGACCAGCUUGCGUGUUUGGUGGACUCCUUCUUCUGGGAAAGUCACCUGGUAUGAAGUGCAGUUAUUGGAUGAUAACCAAAAGAUACAAGAGACCAAAAUCCAAGCAAGUACUUCAAGGAAUGAAUACAUGUUUUCUAACCUCACUGCUGGUAGUAGAUACAAUAUCACCAUCACAGCCUUCUCCGGAGAGAAACGUUCCUUGACAAUUUACACCAAUGGAUCAACAGUGCCAUCUCCGGUGAAAGAUAUUGGUAUUUCAGCAAAAACUAAUUCACUCCUGAUUUCGUGGUCCCAUGGCUCUGGGAACGUGGAAAGAUACCAGCUGAUGCUAAUGGAUAAAAGGAUCCUAGUUCAUGGCAGUGUGGUGGAUAGACACGCUACUUCCUACACUUUUCACAGCCUGACGCCAGGCCACCUGUACAACCUCACCAUCGUGACCGAGGCUGCAGGGCUACAGAGCUACAGAUGGACACCAGCCAGGACCACCCCCAUGGCAGUCUCAAAUCUGAGGGUGGCAAAUGAUGGCACUUCGACCUCUCUGAAAGUCAAGUGGCAAAGACCUUCUGGAAAUGUGGAUUCCUACAACAUUACCCUGUCUCACCAAGGCACCAUCAAGGAAUCCAGAAUGUUAGCACCUCAGGUUACUGAAACCCAAUUUAAAGACUUAACCCCUGGACGACUUUAUCAAGUUACCAUCAGCUGUGUCUCUGGUGAACUGUCUGCUCAGAAGGCAGCAGUGGGCAGAACAGUUCCAGAGAAAGUUGGGAACCUGGAGGCGAACAGCAAUGGUUCUCUGAGGUCCCUAGUGGUGAGUUGGUCACCCCCUGCUGGAGACUGGGAGCAGUAUCGUAUCCUGCUCUUCAAUGAUUCUUCAGUUCUCCUCAACGUCACCGUGGGAAAGCAGGAAACGCACUAUGCCCUAGAUGCCGUGGGGCUCACACCGGGAAGACAGUACGAGGUGGAAGUCACCGUUGAGAGUGGAAAUCUGAAGAAUUCUAAGCGCUGCCAUGGCAGAACAGUCCCCCUGGCUGUCCACCAGCUUCGUGUCAAGCAUGCCAAUGAAACCUCCCUGAGUGUCACGUGGCAGACCCCUGCAGCAGAAUGGGAGAAAUACAUCAUUUCACUCGCUGACAGAGACCUUUUACUCAUCCACAAGUCGCUCCCCAGAGAUGCCCAAGAAUUCACUUUUAGUGACCUGGUGCCUGGGCGAAAAUACGUAGCUACAGUCACCAGUAUUAGUGGGGACUUAAAAAAUUCAUCUUCAACAAAAGGAAGAACAGUGCCUGCCCAAGUGACUGGUUUGCAUGUGGCCAACCAAGGGACAAUCAGCAGUCUAUUUACUAACUGGACCAGGGCGCUGGGAGACAUAGAGUUCUACCAAGUCCUACUGAUCCAUGAAAACGUGGUCAUCAAAAACGAAAGUGUCUCCAGUGAGACCAGCAAAUACAGCUUCCACUCCCUCAAGCCGGGCAGCCUCUACUCCGUGGUGGUCACCACAGUAAGCGGAGGGAUCUCUUCCCGACAGGUGGUCGUGGAGGGGAGGACAGUCCCCUCGAGUGUGAGUGGAGUGACGGUGAACAACUCUGGCCGUAAUGACUACCUCAGCGUUUCCUGGUUACCGGCUUCAGGAGAUGUGGACAGCUACGUGGUGACCCUCUCCCACGACAGCAGGGUGGUCCAGUCCCUCAUUAUUGCCAAGUCUGUCAGCGAAUGCUCCUUCAGCUCCCUCACCCCCGGCCGCCUCUACAACGUGACCAUAACCACAAGGAGCGGCAUGUAUGAAAGUCAUGCCUUCAGCCAAGAGCGGACAGUGCCCGACAAGGUCCAGGGAGUUAGCAUUAGCAACUCAGCCAGGAGUGACUAUCUAAAGGUGUCCUGGGUGCACGCCGCUGGGGACUUUGAUCACUACGAAGUCACCAUUAAAAACAAAAACAAUUUCGUUCAAACCAAGAGCAUCCCCAAGUCUGAAAACGAGUGUGUGUUUGUUAAGCUAGUCCCUGGACGUCUGUACAGUGUCACUGUCAGCACAAGAAGUGGACAAUAUGAGGCCAGCGAGCAGGGGAACGGGAGAACAAUCCCGGAGCCCGUUAUGGAUCUCACCCUGCGGAAUCGGAGCACUGAGGAUCUGCAGGUGACCUGGUCACGAGCCAACGGGGACGUCGACCAGUAUGAGAUCCAGCUUCUCUUCAAUGACAUGAAAGUAUUUCCUCCUUUUCACCUUGUAAAUACUGCAACUGAGUAUCGAUUCACCUCCCUGACCCCAGGGCGCCAGUAUAAAAUUCUUGUCUUGACCAUCAGUGGAGACGUGCAGCGGUCAGCCUUCAUUGAGGGCUUCACAGUUCCUAGCACUGUCAAAAAUAUUCACGUUUCUCCCAAUGGGGCCACAGACAGCCUGACGGUGAAGUGGACCCCUGGCGGGGGAGAUGUUGACUCCUACACGGUGUCAGUGUUCAGGCAGAGUCAGCAGGUUGAGUCUCAGACCGUCCCCAAGCACGUCUCUGAGCACACGUUCCACCGGCUGGAGGCAGGGGAGCAGUACCAGGUGGUGGUCGCCUCGGUCAGCGGGUCCCUGAGGAACCAGGUGGACUCGCUCGGACGGACAGUCCCAGCUUCCGUCCAGGGAGUAACUGCAGACAAUGCCUACAGCAGCCACUCCUUAAUGGUAAGUUGGCAGGAAGCUGUGGGCGUGGCAGAAAGAUAUGACAUCCUGCUUCUCACUGAAAACGGGAUCCUUCUGAGCAACACAUCAGAGCCAGCCACCACAAAGCAGCACAAAUUUGAAGACCUAACACCAGGAAAGAAAUACAAGAUACAGAUCCUAACCGUGAGUGGAGGCCUCUUCAGCAAGGGAGCCCAGGCUGAAGGCCGCACAGUCCCAGCAGCUGUCACCAACCUGAGGCUCACAGAGAACUCCACCAGACACCUGUCCUUCCGCUGGACCACCUCCGCGGGCGAGCUCAGCGGCUACAACAUCUUUCUGUACAACCCGGAUCGGACUCUUCAGGAGCGAGCUCAGGUUGACCCGCACGUCCAGACCUUCUCUUUCCAGAACUUGCUGCAAGGCCGGAUGUACAAGAUGGUGAUCGUUACUCACAGUGGCGAGCUGUCUAACGAGUCUUUCAUGUUCGGGAGGACAGUCCCAGCCGCUGUGAGCAACCUCAAGGGAUCCAGUCGGAACACGACAGACAGUCUCUGGUUCAGUUGGAGUCCAGCCUCUGGGGACCUUGACUUUUAUGAGCUGAUUCUCUACAACCCCAAUGGCACGAAGAAGGAAAACUGGAAAGACAAGGACCUGACAGAGUGGCGUUUUCACAGCCUUGUCCCUGGAAGGAAGUACACGCUGUGUGUGGUCACUCACAGUGGAGACCUCAGCAACAAGGUCACGGGGGACAGCAGAACAGCCCCAAGUCCUCCCAGUCUUAUGUCAUUUGCUGAUGUUGCAAACACGUCCUUGGCCAUCACCUGGAAGGGGCCACCAGACUGGACAGACUACGAUGACUUCGAGCUGCAGUGGUUCCCCAGAGAUGCAGUCACCGUCUUCAACCCCUACAACAACAGAAAAUCAGAAGGCCGCAUCGUGUACGGUCUUCGUCCGGGGAGAUCCUAUCGAUUCAGUGUCAGGACUGUCAGCGGCGAUUCCUGGAAAACCUACAGCAAACCGAUUUUUGGAUCUGUGAGGACAAAGCCGGACAAGAUACAGAGCCUGCACUGCCGGCCGCAGAACUCCACGGCCAUUGCCUGUUCUUGGAUCCCUCCUGAUUCCGACUUUGACGGCUACAGCGUUGAAUGCCGGAAAAUGGACACUCAGGAAGUUGAGUUUUCCAGAAAGCUGGAGAAAGAAAAGUCUCUGCUCAACAUCAUGAUGCUCGUGCCCCACAAGAGGUACCUGGUGUCCAUCAAGGUGCAGUCGGCCGGCAUGACCAGCGAGGUGGUGGAAGACAGCACCAUCACCAUGAUAGACCGCCCGCCUCCUCCACCUCCACACAUUCGUGUGAAUAAAAAGGAUGUGCUCAUUAGCAAAUCUUCCAUCAACUUUACUUUCAACUGCAGCUGGUUCAGCGACACCAACGGGGCUGUGAAAUACUUCACCGUGGUGGUGAGAGAGGCUGACGGCAGUGACGAGCUGAAGCCAGAACCGCAGCACCCGCUGCCCUCCUACCUGGAGUACAGGCACAACGCCUCCGUUCGAGUUUAUCAGACCAAUUAUUUUGCCAGCAAAUGUGCGGAAAGUCCUGACAGCAACUCCAAGAGUUUUAACAUCAAGCUUGGAGCAGAGAUGGAGAGCCUAGGGGGGAAAUGCGAUCCCAACCAGCAGAAAUUCUGUGAUGGACCGCUGAAGCCACGCACUGCCUACAGAAUCAGCAUUCGGGCUUUCACGCAGCUGUUUGAUGAGGACCUGAAGGAGUUCACAAAGCCACUCUAUUCAGACACGUUUUUCUCCUUGCCCAUCACCACUGAGUCAGAGCCCCUGUUUGGAGUCAUUGAAGGUGUGAGCGCAGGCCUGUUCUUAAUCGGCAUGCUGGUGGCGGUUGUGGCCGUAUUCAUUUGCAGACAGAAAGCCAGCCACAGCAGAGAACGGCCCUCUGCCCGCCUAAGUAUUCGCCGGGACCGGCCGCUGUCUGUCCACCUGAACCUCGGCCAGAAAGGUAACCGGAAAACGUCUUGCCCAAUAAAAGUAAAUCAGUUUGAAGGGCACUUCAUGAAGCUGCAGGCCGACUCCAACUACCUUCUCUCCAAGGAGUACGAGGACUUAAAAGACGUGGGACGAAACCAGUCGUGUGACAUCGCACUCUUGCCGGAGAACAGAGGGAAAAACCGGUACAACAAUAUAUUGCCCUACGAUGCCUCGCGAGUGAAGCUGUCCAACGUGGAUGAUGACCCAUGCUCUGACUACAUCAACGCCAGCUACAUCCCUGGAAACAGCUUCAGGAGAGAAUACAUCGCUACUCAGGGCCCUCUUCCUGGCACCAAGGACGACUUCUGGAAAAUGGCGUGGGAACAGAACGUCCACAACAUCGUCAUGGUGACCCAGUGUGUGGAGAAAGGCCGGGUAAAGUGUGACCAUUACUGGCCAGCGGACCAGGAUUCCCUCUACUACGGGGACCUCAUCCUGCAGAUGCUCUCGGAGUCUGUGCUGCCCGAGUGGACCAUCCGGGAGUUCAGGAUAUGCAGCGAGGAACAGCUCGAUGCACACAGACUCAUCCGCCACUUUCACUACACAGUGUGGCCAGACCACGGGGUUCCGGAGACCACGCAGUCCCUGAUCCAGUUUGUGAGAACCGUCAGAGACUACAUCAACAGAACCCCCGGGGCCGGGCCCGCCGUGGUGCACUGCAGUGCUGGUGUGGGCAGGACCGGAACCUUCAUCGCCUUGGACCGAAUCCUCCAGCAGUUAGACUCCAAGGACUCCGUGGACAUUUAUGGAGCCGUGCACGACCUAAGACUUCACAGGGUGCACAUGGUCCAGACCGAGUGUCAGUACGUCUACCUGCACCAGUGUGUGAGGGACGUCCUCAGGGCAAGGCGGCUGCGGAGCGAGCAGGAGAACCCCUUGUUCCCCAUCUAUGAGAACGUGAACCCGGAGCACCUCAGAGACGCGGGCUACUCAAGGCAUUGAGAAUGUGUCUGAAGAUCUCCUGGAUAAAAACUAUUCACUGUGUGACUUUCUUACAGACUUGCUUCAUGCCCUACAGAGGUGCCAGCUAUUUCUGUUGAUACUGUGUAUAAUUUAUUAAUCUGGAGAAUGCCAAAGAAUUUAUGUAAUUUAAAGGGAACAGAGAUUAUUGUACAUAGUUGUAUUUUGUAGUUUCUUCUGUAAAUAUGUAUUUUUCACAAUGUUUGAUGUUAAUCUUUAUAUGAUGCUAUUUUUCCACACUGACGUGUUCAUGGGCUGUUCAGCAUAAACUGGCUGGCCUGUGUGACGGGAGUGCUGGUGACGUGUGUGGAGGUAGCUGCAGAGGGGCCCUGGGGCCACGGUUUGUACCUGUCGUGAAACUUAUUGGGCAGGAGGAAGGGCCAGGCGGAGGGCACUCGGGACAGCCGGCCGUGCUGCCCUGCUGCCCUGCGGAUCCUGGCAUCCAAAGCUGACCCAGAUGCUACUGGGCAAAUAUAACAGUCAAAAAAUGACUGAGGGGAGCGGGUAGGCAGCCCCAGAGCUGAAGAAGGUGGUUGUGCCUCAACCAGUCAGUCUCUCCCCUUUCUGCCGCCAGAGGCUCGAGCCGCCGUGGUCAGCUCGGGGCCAUGUAACCUGCUGUGGAGUCCUGGCUGCAGGGUUGAGGUUCUGAUGGAGAAGUGUCCAAACCCGAGUGAUGAACUCCUUGUCUCAAGAGGGGAGCGGCCUGGACCCUGACUGGAAGCAUCGUCCACAUGCAGAGCCCCACCCACAGUGACGAGAUGUUUCGCUGCCUUCAGAGUGUGUCGUGUGAACUUGCCUGCCCUGCCACAGUGACGGUGCCGGUCGAGGUGCACACACUCGCCUCUGUCUGAUUGCUUGUGGGCUGCGUUCCCAGAAAAGUCAAAAUUAGGCCAAUCGUACUUGGUUUUCCCAUGAAAAAAAGAUGGUGGUGGCAGAUUAAACUCCUGAUCAGAGGACCAAAUGUCAACAUCGUCACAGAAACAUCUACAAACAUCAUAUCUAGUUCAUUGAAAAACCAAACAAUGAAGACGAAAACUCAGAGGUGCUUCGUAUAAAAUUCUCCAAAAAACUUUUUUAGUAAAUCAUUGAGGUCAAAUAUCAAGUAGUCACUUAAGCUGCAUUUAGUAGAAAAGUCACCACGUCCUACCAGGUUUAUGUCCAGUCUCUGUGCUGUUUUGACUACAACAGAUUUCAGAGUCGGAACGUGGUCACUGCCCUCCUCCAGGUCUGGCUCGAAGUCUUCCUGGGGAACAUCUGAAAGGCGUCUGUACAGAACCCUCAUGGCCACCUGAGAAAUGAGCCAGACAUGUUUGCCUUCUUCUCACUACAAAUUUCUCUGUGAUAAACUUAAGAAUUAGAGAUCAAGCUUGUUGAUCUCACAGCUUCAUUUGCAGAUAGAGUACAUUUCUUUUCAAAGUAUAUAUUUCUGCUGCAUACAUAAAGUCUCAUAAGUAAUAUAGUGAGUGUAACUGGCAUAGUAAUUGAAAAGCGUUAAAUAUAUCUAAAGUAGUUCAUUAUAGUUGUGUAAGUCUCCACCCAAACCGGAAAAAUUUCCAGAGCUAUUUGAAGUUUAUAAAAACAGAAAAACUUUGUAGGAAUGACUGUGGAGAGUAAUAAAAGGAAUCCUGGGUGUCCCAGGUUUAUGGUGCGCAACGCCCCUGUGAAACGACUGUGUCAGGCUCGGAUCCUGUCUCAGGGAACGAGGUGGGUCUUCCAGAUUUGGAAAGGAACAACACAUCUGUAAGGGUGGCAGACAUGCCCCCAGGGAGAAAAGAGAGGUCAGAGACCGAGGAGAUGUGGUGUCCACUAGGAAGACCUUUCCUGCAUUAGAAAGAAAAAGCAAGAGGAAAACCAAACAGAAUUGCAAACUAAUGCUGCUCAGCACAAAGCACAUUAAUCCACAGAAAGAGAAAUUCACUUUUGGCUUUUCAUUCAUUCAGAAAAGUUUUAGUAACACCUGCAACCUGCCAGGCCCUGUCCUGGCAACUCCACCUUUUUACUCAAUCAAGAGAAUGCAUCACAAUACUAAGCAAAGGUUGUUACUAUUUUCAGUUAAGCUUGAAAGAGGGCCUCAGCGGGCAGUGAAAUAACAGAGCGGCCCAGGGCAGUGCAGCCUUCCAACGAUGCUGCUUCAGUACAAACCACUGAUCUAUAAGAGAGCAAUUAAUCGCACAAACCACAAAUUAAAACCAUAAAAAACCUACAACCUAUAAGAGUAAAUAGCGCUCACAUACCCUGACGUACCUGGGGUGCUAUCAGAGUUACGGAAAUGGACUCGACAAGGGAAAACUGUUGUUAUGUCCUUUUCGUCUAAUCCAGGAAAUACUUAUUCCUACCCUCCACCUGUCUAAUUUUAAAUCUCCUUAGCAACAAAUAUUUCAGUAUCUUCCCUCCCGCCACUGCCAAAGACUAAAUACAUAAUCUAGUUUAUCUAUUUAUUAAAUUUAGGAAGGAAAAAGAAAAGGUUUCCUUGACAUUCACCUCAAUUGGAUGUAUUUUAAUUUAAUUCCAUCAUGCCUGAUGUCUUGGUAAACACUCCGUCUCCCAUCAAGGUGGGCCUCCUGUCUGUGCACUGUGCCAUACGCUUUAAUCACCGAGUCUUCAAAAUGCUUUUGAGCUAGCAAAUCUUGCGAGAGUCCUGUCUUGCAUCUUAAUAAUUAUUUAUCCAAGUUCUUUAUAAUUACCUCCUUUAAUCUCUACCCAUUAAAUCAAUUUCAUGUUAUCAUUCUGUUCUCUGGACACCAGCCAAUUUUUCAGCUCCUGAGUCAGAUUUUUCAAAGGCCGGUCUCCCUGUCUGGCCUGCAUGUAUUUGACCUAAGUCAUCCGCUGUCUCUUAACACUUCUGAGUCUCUCUUUCUCGCUGCUUGUCCCCUCCUCCCUUUUGAAUACGUUUGUUUUCCCAGUCAAACGUGAUUUUACUUUCCGGUCAUCUCAUCUCCUUAUUCCCAUUGGUAUCGCAUAGUCUUCAGGCUCCACGUUAUAGAAGAAAUGACCAUGAUUUCCUUUUAAAUACUAAAACGGCACAGCACACAGACAUUAUGGGGACAGUUUUAUUUGGGAAGGUCUUUAAUUAAUUUUGCUAUUACCUCUUGGAUCAAAGCCCAAAAUGACAUGUGAAAAUAACAUGAAACCACUAAGCAGAUGUCCAGAAAACAAAAAUAGACUCCCAUGUUGUACUUCUCACUCUGAUUCUCUUCCUUAGUCUCAGGAUCCAGCUGUUAUAUUAAACACUCUCUUUACCUUUUGCAAGAAAAUCACCAGCCAUAUACUAAAUUCCCAUUUACCUAGCUUUUUUGGGUCUUUGAGGUUGGGAUCCUGAAGUCAUCAACCCGCCAGAUCUGCAAGAUAGCUCGAGGUAGCCUCUGAGCCCCAACUCCGGGGUGCCCGAGAGCUUUCGUUCACACACGUGGGCCUGGUAGAAACAAGAGGUAAUCAGCUGCUUGUCUGAGGUGGCAGUGCAAGGACUUUCUGGGCUCCAUUUCACCAAGGAAAUGAAAGUAAGCGAUGAGUCAAGACAGAGUGGCAGGAAGGAAUGGCUGAGCCUCCCCUCGGUGGCUGUGAGCAAGCCCUCAACCCUCCCUCACCCUGAAGAGUUAGGGUGGAAACAGCCAUGAUCAGCCCACGUGACCUGUGAAGUUUCUGAGUAUUUUUAACCUGAGAUUUAAAAUCUCAUCAAGUGUUCAAAGGAUGUUUCACCUGGAAGGAAAAUCUGUAAACCAUGGCUGCAGAAAGCAAGUGAAAUGAUGCAAAGAAGGGAAAAUAUUUGAAAAGCCGAUCUAACCAGACGUCGUUGGGAAGAGCACACAGCAUCCCUCCUGUGUGUCCAGACGGUUCUUUGAAAAUGUCGUGUUUCUCUCAGGACGUACCAUCCUUUGGGGUCCACUUCAACUACGACAGCCAGAUGACUCAGCUGACUAAGCAGCUGAAUUGAUUCAUUUAGUUUUGAGACUGACCAGCUGUUUGACUCAACUGACUGAGUUGGGAAUUCCAAACACACUACUGUAGAUUCUCCA